This is a messenger RNA of Mytilus californianus (California mussel), 4695 nucleotides long. RefSeq names its product sphingolipid delta(4)-desaturase DES1-like. NCBI's taxonomy places the organism in Eukaryota, Metazoa, Mollusca, Bivalvia, Mytilida, Mytilidae. Bases 106 to 1122 code for a protein of 338 amino acids. The record is from RefSeq and is a predicted model, not a curated record. Gene Ontology annotation, cellular component: membrane. Gene Ontology annotation, biological process: ceramide biosynthetic process. The transcript has 3 exons. Gene Ontology annotation, molecular function: sphingolipid delta-4 desaturase activity.
GUAUCUGAAAGUCGGAAGAUCAUUUUUAGUUGAAAGUUUUAAAUGGUCUGAUGUUGAGGAACAAUCGUUUUAUAAGAAGCAAACAGCUGAUUAUUUAUUGAAAGUAUGGGGGCUCAAGUUUCUCAAACGGACUAUGAAUGGGUGUAUACGGAGGAACCACAUGCAACACGAAGAAAAGAGAUAUUGGCUAAAUAUCCAGAAGUAAAAAAGCUGAUGGGACAUGAACCUCGAACAAAAUACAUUGUGGCAGCUGUGGUGUUAUUCCAGAUUCUCAGUUUAUAUUUGAUAAAGGAUGCAUCGUGGGUAACAGUGGUCAUAUUAGCAUAUUGUCUUGGUGGGACAAUAAAUCACUCUUUAACCCUUGCUAUUCAUGAAAUAUCACACAAUUUAGCAUUUGGUCAUAGCUAUCCUUUGGCCAACCGAAUUUUAGGAUAUAUUGCCAAUUUGCCACUAGGAGUGCCAAUGUCAGUAUCAUUCAAGAAAUACCACCUUGAGCAUCAUCGUUACCAAGGUGAUGUGGAAAGAGAUGUAGAUAUUCCAACAGAACUAGAAGGAAAAUUUUUCACUCGUACAUGGUCAAAACUAGUAUAUUGUUUGCUAAUGCCCUACUUCUACACUAUUCGACCACUGUUUAUACGACCAAAACCUCUCACAGGUUUAGAAAUUAUUAACAUAAUUAUCCAAGUAGUAUUUGACAUUUGUAUUUAUUACUUGUGGGGUAUUAAACCUGUAUUUUACAUGAUAGCAGGAACAUUAAUGGGAACUGGAUUACACCCAUUGUCUGGACAUUUUAUAGCAGAGCACUACAUGUUCAUCAAAGGCUGUGAGACUUAUUCAUAUUAUGGACCAUUGAAUUACCUAACCUUCAAUGUAGGCUAUCACAAUGAACACCAUGACUUUCCGUAUAUACCAGGAUCAAGACUUUAUAAGGUGAAAGAAAUUGCCCCAGAGUAUUAUGAUAAUUUACCCCAGCAUUCAUCUUGGUGUAGAGUGAUCUUCAACUUUAUAACUGAUCCAUCCAUAGGACCAUUCUCUCGUGUCCGUAGAAGAAUGAAAACAGACUAUGAUGAGAAACAUACAAAAGACGUCCAAACAGAAAAUGGAAAGACACAUGCAGAUUAGAAGAAGUAGAAUUUUUCAUCUUGUUAUCAUAAAUUGUCAUCAUUGCUUUUUGUCAUUAUUGUAUAUAAGGUAAUUAAAGAAAGAUUUGAUACGAUAACAAAUAAAAAAGCAGUACAUGUAUUAAAAGUCUUUAGGAACAACAAUCCAGUAAGACAAGCGUUUUCAGAAGGACUUUUUUGAAAAAAAUGUAAUAAUUCUGGUUUAAGAUUGUAUUUUCAAGUAGUGCAAAGGAAUCACAUGUAAGUUUACAUUGACAAUAACAUGCAUGAUAUUAUUUAAUAUAAGAAAGUUGGUAUUUUAAUAUGAAACUCCCAUUAAUAAAUACCUUAGAGAAUAUCUUACAGUGUAUGCAAUAUAGGAUGUCAUGCAUUACCCAUAUUUAAAAGUUAAUAUUCAAAAUGUUUUGGUUGUUAUCAUUGCUGAUGUUACCUAAAGUCACAACUCUUUUAUCAAAUAUAUGUACAUGUAUUAUAGAGGCAUUGUGUUCAGUGGACACAGGUAUUCUUGUUUUAUGUUGGAACUAUUGUUUUGAAGAAAAAAAUGUAACAAUAUUGUUUUAAGUUGUGUUUGAUUUUCAGCAUUUUUAUUCAUUUUACAAGAUUUUCAACAUUUUGAAACUGUUAUAGAUGCUAUAGAAAUAUUUUAGUGCUGACAUUUUUAUGAUACUUGAAUCUUUGUCACAAUUUAUAAUUACAAUAUUUGAUGUUGAUAUAGACAGUUACUGGCAUGUUUACUCUGGUAAUCAAAUUUUUGUUUUAAGUAUUACGGCUUUGAAAAUCCAUUAUGAAUAUGUAUUUAGUUAAAUAUUGUUUUGAGGGGGCGGGAAGUGGAAGCCAUGAGGGGAAUAGGGGGAGUAAAAAAGGGAUAACCUGGGAAAAAUGUUUUUUGACUGAUUUUGUCUUGGGAGUAGCUAUAGGGGGAAUGUAAGUUGGAAUCAGGAACCCCCUGUCCACCCUUUCUGUUUAAGUCUAAUAGGAUGGCUUUACUCAGGUGAAAUAUGUAAAAAUUGCAGACCAAUUUAUUUUAACAUUUGAUUUAUAAUGAAUAUAUAAGAAAAAAACAUCAACUUGUACAAUGUUGUAUAACUGCAUUUUAAAACAAAAAAUUAUAUAGUUAAACAUAAUAUUGACCCUAAAAAAUGACAGUUUCAUCAUUUUUUGUUCAAAUGUUUUUGCAUAAUCAUGACAAUUUUAAAAAAUGAGAACAACUAGUGAAAAAAACAACAAAAAAGGAAUCUUGAAAAUGGACUUACUUAAUUAAGAAAUGAAGCUUGUUUAUAAUGUUUCGUAUAUCCUUUAAGAAAUUGGAUUAAAAUCCACACAACUUGAAAUUGUCAAUAUUCUAAGAAAUUUGUUGUCAAAAAGUUUCUUAGUAAGAUUAUGAUUGAUUUUACAGGCAUUUAAAUUGUUGAUAGGCACAAUUUUGAAGUUCUUUCAGUCUUUAUGUUGGACUCUUUCAGGAAUAAAUGAGAUGCAAAUGAAAAAUAAAGGGGAGGGUAUUAUAUAUAUAUUUUUUAUUAUAACCUCAUUCUUGUUUUUGAAUUAUUUUACUUCACUUAUUUUUUUUUAACUAGAUCUGAGAGCAUACAUCCAUCUGUAUUCCAUUAUGUUCCAUAAAAAAAUUAUCAAUGAAUUGAUCUCUACAGAAUUUAAACCAUGUGUUUUAGUGCAUAAUGUUUUUUAAGAGGGAGGAUAAGGUAAUAGCACAUUUUUGAAGGAACUAUAUGAUAUUCAGGUGAUGAAAAUAUUUUUUUCAUUUUUGAUUUAUUUGUUUCUUCUAAUUUUUGUAAAUUGAAGGAUUAUUAAAGCCAGGUAAAUGUCUAUGUUAGUUAGUUUCCAGUAAAACUAAAAGCUUAUAAACAAGGUAUUCUGUCUGCAUGUUGUUAUUAAACAUUUUUAGUUUCAAUUUAAUAUACAUUUUUUUCCUUUAACUUAACUUUUUCUAAUGCAGAAUAAAAUGAUUGUAUUUAGAUGGCCCAAAUUUAAUUACACUUGGAUGCUAUAAUCUCUGCAUUGUUUCCUUUUUGGUGAAAAUAUCUAAGAGACUGCAGCUGUUCUUUUUGAGUAAACAUUUAUGUGGAAAACAUCAUUAUGUUACUAUACACAUACAUGAAAUAUCCAAGAAUCUAUGAUGAUUGUAAGUUAGCAGUACAGAGUCCUUCCCCCUAUUUUAUCAUGUGCUUUCAAAGAUUGACAGUCAACUUAUAUUUUAUCAAAUGUAUCUAUCAUUACCACAAAAUUUACUAUAUACAAAUAUCUUGCACUGCUACGCUGCUAGAAAAACAAAAUGCGCCUGGUCUAUUAUCUUUUUUAUCCGAUACUUUACCAGCAUUAUAAUUAACGUACCCCUGGUAUAUAUUUUUUACGUCUUUGUUGGGUCAUCUCGCCAGAGGUUAGUCAAUUCAUAAGGUCACAGUUCCAGUACAGGAAUAAUGGCUAUAUGUAUAAUAAAGGGUCAGAAAAAAAUACAAUUGUAACAUGAUAGAACUAGAAAUCAAAAAGGCAUGUAUUCAAUGACAGUCAUGUGGAAAUAUCAAGCCCAGUUUGUUCAAAAAUUUCAGUAGGGACAAAUCAAAAUUUCCAGGCCAGUAGGUUAUUGUAAAAGGUAGUCCUUGGACAAGUAAAGAAGUUUGACAUUUCCACACCCCUGAAUGAUUUAGUUACCUUGCCAGGUCUGUGUCUGAAAAGUUUUAUAUUUAUUCAUCAUUGAUAGAAGUGAUCUUUUAUUAUUUAUAUGGUGCAUUUUUGUCACUAUUUAUUGUCCAUUCUUGAACUUGUAGUAAUCAUAUCAUUCGAUCACUCCUGUCACGCUUCAGUGAUUCCCUAUAUAAUCAACCAAAUUUUUCCCACGAAAAGGCCCCCCCCCCCCCCCCCCUGGAUCUGCCUAUGCUUAUUUAUAUUUUUAGAAGCAUACUCCCAAAUAUUGUGACUGGUGAAAAAUGUCCUUUUAUAUUCAACCAGUGAAGAAAUCUAGUCUGUGUUUAUUUUUCCAGAUGUAAACAAUGGAAUGACCCUUUAUACUAAUCAAUGAAAAACAUUUUUUAAUUUACUUGCCGCUAUUGUAAAAACAUAUUGACAAAUGAUAUAUAUAUAAAUAUUACAUUCAAUAAAUAAAACAAAAGCAUUGAGUAAAAAUCACUUGCAAGUAUGACAAAUAUUUCAUACUAGUGCACUCACUGUAUUGGGUGAAAUUCCACUGGUUUGUGGCUAUAUUUAGUACAGAUAGAUGAAAUUUUAAACCAUGUAAAUGUUUUUUUCACAAUGAAAUAAUUUUACUUUUGCCAUACUGAAAUAAUGGUCAGACUUUAUUUGAAUUAGUCUAUUGAUUUUGAAAUUCAUGACUCAGUUAAAACUAUCCAUAAUAUUGUCAGUGUUAUGUUUGAUUUUUUGUCUGUACGUUUUAUUCUUAUUCAAGAGCAUAUUUUCUCAUAUAUUUUUAUAGCUUUAAAAAUUCUUUGUUAACGCUAUUCAUGAGGAGGAGUUGAUUACUGUAAUUACACUUGCUAUAACAAGUGGAUGUGUGUUGGUUAUGCAUAAAAGUUGUUUUUGAAUUAUUAAUAAAGAUUGCAUUCAA